Molecule: messenger RNA, 1744 nt
Organism: Morus notabilis
Lineage: Eukaryota; Viridiplantae; Streptophyta; Magnoliopsida; Rosales; Moraceae
Product: UDP-glucose flavonoid 3-O-glucosyltransferase 7
Exons: 1
Coding region: 94-1542 (482 amino acids)
Molecular function (GO): UDP-glycosyltransferase activity
Source: RefSeq, a predicted model, not a curated record
AGUAUGUAUAGGUAUAUCAUUUUCCCUAUACCAUCCGAACAUAAACACCUUUAGCAAAUUUUCUCUCGUCAUCUCUUACAAGGCCGCCCCAACAUGGGGACCAAAAUCGAUCACCGCCUUCACGUCUUCUUCUUGCCCCUCAUGGCUCAAGGCCACCUUAUUCCCGUCAUCGACAUGGCCAAGCUCUUCUCUUCCCGAGGCCUCAAAUCCACCGUCGCCACCACCUCUCACUUUGCUCCCUUCCUCUCCAAAUCCCUCCAAAACGACACCGAUUCCGUCGUCGUCACCUUCAAGAUCCCUUCCGCCGACGUCGGAUUGCCCGAAGACGUCGAGGCCGUCCACAUGGCCAAAACUCCCGACAUGCAAAACCGCUUCUUCAAGUCCUGCGGCCUUCUCGGCCCGCGGAUCGCCGACAUCCUCGAACGAUACCGUCCAGACUUCCUCGUCGCCGACAUGUUCUUCACGUGGGCCCCGGACGUCGCCAAGGAGUUUGGAAUUCCCUGCCUCGUCUUCCACGGGACUUCUUAUUUCUCCUUGUGCGCCGGUCUGAGCGUUUUCCUUCACCAGCCUUACAAGACGGUGUCCGAUGAUUUGGAGCCGUUCGUUAUUCCGGAUUUACCGGACGAGAUCGAGUUCACCAGAAGCAGAGUGGCAGAUUUCGUGAAGAACAACGACGGAGGCGUUCUUUCGACGUGGUACAAAGAGAGCAAAGCGAUGGAGGAGAGGAGUUAUGGGGUUUUGAUGAACAGUUUUUACGAGCUGGAACCGGGUUAUGCGGAUCAUUACAGUAAUUUCCUCGGGAGAAAGGCUUGGAACAUUGGCCCGCUUUUCAUGUACGAGAAAAGGACCGAACAGAGGGCUAAAAGAGGAAUGGAAGCCUCCAUUGACGAGCACGAGUGCCUGAAGUGGCUCGAUUCGAAGAAACCCGAUUCGGUAAUUUACGUCAGUUUCGGAAGCGUGGCGAAUUUUGAUGACAAUCAGUUGAUGGAGCUCGCUGCGGGGCUUGAGGCGUCCGGGCGGGAAUUCAUUUGGGUUGUGAAGAAGGAGAAGCGAGAAGGAGUGAGAGAAGAUUGGUUGCCGCAAGGAUUUGAGGAGAGAAUUCAAGGGAAGGGACUUAUUAUAAGAGGUUGGGCGCCACAAGUGACGAUCCUCGAACACGACGCGAUCGGAGGAUUUGUGACGCAUUGUGGUUGGAAUUCGACGUUGGAAAGCGUUUGUGCGGGGGUACCAAUGGUCACUUGGCCGGUGUCGGCGGAGCAGUUUUUCAAUGAGAAGUUGGUGACUAAAUUACUUAGAAUUGGGGUUGAAGUUGGUGCUAAGAAAUGGAGGAGAUUGUUGGGGGAUUUUGUGAAGAGGGACGCCGUGGAGAAGGCGGUGAGGAAGGUUAUGGAAGGAGAAGAAGCAGAGGAAAUGAGGAGGAGAGUGAGGGGAUUUGCUGAAAUGGCGAGAAGAGCUAUUGAGGAAGGAGGGUCUUCUGUGUUGGACUUGGAUGCUUUGCUUGAAGAUUUGAGGUUGCAAUGCGUCGCCCGUGAUACCUCUUAGGAGAAUUUUCUUAACAAAGUAAGGUUUUCUUAAGUUCUAUAUAGGCCAUUCAGAGCUGCUUCUUGUUCCCUCUUGUUAAUGGCAUAUUGUUUGCUGUUUAUGAAAUAAAUUGUCUAUGCCAAGUUUGAUAGUUUUGUAAAAGCACCACAUCAAAUUCAAGUUUUCAAUGGACUGUGGACAUGGCUGAAAGAUUGAAGUGUUC